UCAAGAUCCGUUGUAAAUAAUACGGAGUAAAAGAACAAUGAAAUGAAAUUUCUGGAUAAGCUAAUGAGCUCAUCCAAGCAAUCUUCCAACACAACAUCUGACUUGGGAAGUUUUUUCAGUUCCAUCCACCAAGAACUUCACAGUAGCACUCGUACAAUAAUCCGCAACUGCUGAAUCAGACAGUGUUGGAGAAGAUGGAGGUGGCAAUGUCUUUGAACCCGCUAGUGAGACCGCCCCGAAGAAAUCCUGUGGAUGGCGUUGCUUAUUCUUCACCCCUCAGGCACUCGGUCUACUCCACAAGGACCGCUUCUACCUCCCGUAAAAGGCAUCAUGGUGGAAGGUUUUUGGUGGUUGAAGCUAAGGGAAAGAAAGGAAUGGCACCUCGCCAGUUCCAGCGUAUGGCUCCUCCCCCUCUGCCUAAGCUCGAGGAUGAUGGCAAUCCGAAAUUCGUCGUAUUUAUUCGCAUGGCCAAUAUUUACCUUUGGUACCCACUCACUGUUGUUACUGGUGGAACAAGUGCGAAAAUCAUAGUUUCUGCGAAGGACAACUUUCUGGGGAAGUACAUUUACAAGGAUACCCUAGCUAGGAAUCUGGCGGCUGUUAUUUACCGAGAUGAAAAGGAACUUCAAAAGCAGGCAAUGAAACAACAUCGUGUCUUGCGGUCUGCUACAGAGUUUAGAUAUGGAUUCAAACUUGUUGAGAAUAAUAAUUUGAGGGCUGCUCUUUCUACCUCAGAUAUCACCGAGCUUCCACGAAAAGAAGAGCUUAAAACUGUUGUUGAUAAGGUGAAAGACUUCUUUGGAGUCGCUAAGGAAUCGUUCGGGAAGCUUACAGCUCUUAAUUUAUCAUCUGAUUCAACCGAGGAAGAUUCUGAUAAUUCAAAAGAAAAGACUAUGUUGGAAGGGCAAAGAAAGAUCCCAUAGAGGGGAAUGACAUUGUUUAUACGAAGUUUAUCGUUUGGUCUCUACUAGUGAGUUGCACAUGAAUUCUCUUGAAAGCUUUGUUUAUACACUCCCCAUCGCAUGUGUUACAAAUCAUUGUAAUUAGUUUUUACUUUUCACAUUUUUUUACCUCUGUUCAAUGAGAAAUGCAACCGUAAUCAUGAAAUUGGUUUGAGUUGCAUAAAUAUUUCACCAUUCUUGAUGACCUAGUGAAAAAGGACUUGCAGUGAGCCAGUAAGUGAUAUUCUCC
This is a messenger RNA of Cuscuta europaea, 1191 nucleotides long. The record is from the annotation of a GenBank genome assembly. Lineage: Eukaryota; Viridiplantae; Streptophyta; Magnoliopsida; Solanales; Convolvulaceae.